Molecule: messenger RNA, 4804 nt
Organism: Suricata suricatta (meerkat)
Lineage: Eukaryota; Metazoa; Chordata; Mammalia; Carnivora; Herpestidae
Gene: TMEM63C
Product: transmembrane protein 63C
Exons: 25
Coding region: 1661-4081 (806 amino acids)
Cellular component (GO): plasma membrane
Molecular function (GO): calcium-activated cation channel activity
Source: RefSeq, a predicted model, not a curated record
UUGUAUGUGUGCAAAUCUCCCAGAGAGUUUCCAGGCUCCUGAGAACAUAUGUGAGUUAACCCCUCUGCUGCCACUUUUUUUUUCCUUUUGUUUUUGUCAAACAGGAAAGAAGUGGUGAUUACUUGGUAAACUUUGAGUUAGAAGUCCCCAAAACAUUGGAGACUGUUCUUCCUGCCGCUUUUCUUUUCAUAUCCAAAUUUUUCGUUUGUCGCAUGUCACAGUAACAUGGCGUGGCACAGUCUUCCCAGUCCCCUCCGUGCACUGGAUGACAGCAGCAAAGCCAGAGGUUAUCUGAAGUUCACCUAGAAAUGGAGGGUAUGAUACGAAUUUCCAGAUGAUCCCAAUUCUUUCGGCUUUGUGCUAAAGGUACCCGGGAUUUCUAAGUAGUACCAUUUCAGGCUUUCUAUCCUUUCAUCUAAAAAUGGCAUCUUCUUGAAAACCAUGUACAAAUUACCUUAAGACAAAGUUCUGUAUGGCCAGCUUUGUCUCUUCUGCAUUAAAAAUGUUCUUGAAGUUUUACCAAGGCCAGAAGCUAACGCUCAGAUUUACCUGGUAGCUGUUAACUGUAAUGUAGUUUUUAAAUCACCAGGCUUCCGAUUGCCCACACUUUGUCAUCAAACAUGUACGACUGAGAUAUGACUGACCAAUUUAGAAAUGGCUUGGUAAAAGCUCUACACUCUCCUGGUCAGUGCGGAAUUCCUACCUGCCAUUUACUUUCAGAGAAAGAGUUUCAAAAUCCCAGCAAAUGUGUCUUGAAGCAGACCUUCGGCUCCUUUGAAUAUUCUCCUCUCGGCCCACUCCCUUUGCCUCCCCUGAAUCUGUGCACCACAACGACAGCCCUGCUCUGCGCACCACACUAGGAAGCUUCCUUUUUGGCAGAAUAUAUUUGGCAGCAAAGCUAGAGAGACAGGUGGAUUCAGAACAGCCUGGGCACCAGUCAUGAGUCGUACUGAGUGUCAAAAAUCUGAACAUACUUGCUGAGAACCAAAUUUAUUCCCUCAGAAAACCCUCUGUGGAGCUAUAAGCUCUUGGACCCUUCUUCCUAGGUUAGGGUUUGCAUCUCCCUUCUUGUCAUGGUAAAAGAUGAUGAGAGCCGUCAUCGAUCCGCACUGCCGAGUGGCAGGGCGACGCAGCACCUCCCCGCCUCUUCUCUGAUUGUGUGACUUCGUGUUGGAAGUCUCUCUAGGCUGUUAGCAUGGGUGUUCCUUCCCUAGUAGAGCUGUAAGCAGAUGAAGCCAAACAGGGAAGCUAGUUCUUGGAAGAAGAGGUCCACUGAGGCUCCCAGACGUUUGGGGCCAGAAGCCAGAUCGGCACAUGGAGGAACCGCGGAGUAGACCAGAAAGAUCUCCGUUGGUUGCACAAGGCUAGCCUUGGAGGGGCCACCUUCGUCAUCAGGAACCAAGCAGGGACAAGGCUGGGCCGCUCAGAAGCACCCGAGGACCGAUCCAGGGGAGGGAGGGCCCGUGACCACCCAUCUGCCUGAGGCACAGACCUCACCUGCAGGUCCAGCUUCCGGGUAGCUGAGUGAAGCCCCCAGGCCUGACUUGGACUCUCCCUGGAGAACUGACUCAGCUCCCCGGCAGGCUUGUACAUUUGCAGAGUGAGAGGAGUUCCUCGUGUCCUGACCCAAGCACCACUCUGUCACCAGGAAGAUCCCAGGAUGGCUGCCUCGCUGGGCAACCUGAAUAUGGUGGGAGAGAAACAGAACCUGACAACGGACGACUGCUUUCAUUCCCGGAGCACCGUCCUGCAGGGGCAGCCCUUUGGGGGGAUCCCCACCGUGCUGUUCCUCAACGUUGUCCUGUGGGUGGUCAUCAUUUUGGUUUACUCCUUCCUCCGGAAAGCUGCGUGGGACUAUGGGCGCCUGGCUCUGCUGAUUCACAAUGACAGCCUGACUUCACUGAUCUACGGGGAGCAGAGCGAGAAGACGUCUCCUUCGGAUAUUUCCCUGGAGAUGGAGCACAAGGACAAGGGCUUCUAUUCCUGGUUCUUCAACACCAUCACCAUGAAGAACGAGGAUCUAAUUAGCAAGUGUGGAGAUGAUGCCCGCAUCUACAUCAUGUUCCAGUAUCACCUCAUCAUCUUUGUGCUCAUCCUCUGCAUCCCCUCCUUGGGCAUCAUCUUGCCCAUCAACUACACGGGAACCGUUCUGGAUUGGAAUAGUCACUUCGGUCGGACCACCAUUGUCAAUGUCUCCAUAGAGAGUAAGGUCCUGUGGCUGCACAGCUGCUUCUCCUUCCUCUAUUUCAUCAUUAACCUCCUGUUCAUGGCUCAUCACUGUUUAGGGUUUGUGCCCAAGAAGAGCUACAAGGUCACCAGGACACUAAUGAUUACCUAUGUCCCCACGGACAUCCAAGACCCAGAAAUCAUCAUGAAGCAUUUUCAUGAGGCCUAUCCAGGAUGUGUAGUGACCAGAGUCCACUUCUGCUAUGACGUCAGGACCCUGAUCGAUUUGGAUGAUCAGAGGCGCCAUGCAAUGCGGGGCCGGCUCUACUACACUGCCAAGGCCAAGAAGAGUGGGAAGGUGAUGAUCAAGAUCCACCCCUGUUCACGCCUGUGCUUCUGCAGAUGCUGGACCUGCUUCAAAGAGGUAGAUGCAGAACAAUAUUAUAGUGAGCUGGAGGAGCAGCUGACUGAUGAGUUCAAUGCUGAGUUCAACCGUGUUCGGAUGAAGCGUCUGGACCUGAUCUUUGUCACCUUCCAGGACACCAGGAUGACGAACCACAUCCGGAAAGAUUACAAGUACAUCCAGUGUGGCGUGUCCCCCCAGCAGUCUUCGGUGUCCACCAUCGUCAAAUCCUACCACUGGAGGGUUGCCCUUGCCCCACACCCUAAAGACAUUAUUUGGAAACACCUGUCUGUCCGCCGCUUCCAUUGGUGGGCCCGCUUUAUCGCAAUCAACACCUUCCUCUUCCUCCUCUUCUUCUUCCUCACCACGCCUGCCAUCAUCAUCAACACCAUCGACAUGUACAACGUCACCCGCCCCAUUGAGAACCUGCAGAACCCAGUCAUAACCCAGUUCUUCCCCUCCCUGAUGCUUUGGGCAUUUACAGUGAUAAUGCCUCUGAUGGUCUACUUCUCUGCCUUCCUAGAGGCCCACUGGACCAGAUCAAGUCAGAAUCUGAUCAUAGUAAACAAGUGCUACAUCUUUCUGGUGUUCAUGGUGGUUAUUCUGCCCUCUAUGGGACUGACCAGUUUGGAUGUCUUUUUCCGCUGGCUCUUUGACAUCUACUAUCUGGAGCGGGCAUCCAUCCAGUUCCAGUGUGUGUUCCUGCCAGACAAUGGCGCCUUCUUUGUCAACUACGUGAUCACGUCAGCUUUGCUUGGGACGGGCAUGGAGCUGUUGCGCCUGGGGUCCCUCUUCCUGUACAGCACCCGCCUCUUCUUCUCCAGGUCGGAGCCAGAGAGAGUCCACAUCAGAAAGAGCCAGGCCAUGGACUUCCAGUAUGGGCGCGAGUACGCAUGGAUGAUGAAUGUCUUCAGCGUGGUGGUCGCCUACAGCAUCACCUGCCCUAUCAUUGUCCCUUUUGGCCUGCUGUACCUGUGCAUGAAACACAUCACGGACCGCUAUAACAUGUACUACUCCUACGCGCCCACCAAACUCAACGAGCAGAUCCACAUGGCUGCUGUCUACCAGGCCAUUUUCGCACCACUCCUGGGUCUCUUCUGGAUACUCUUCUUUUCCAUCCUGCGAUUAGGUCCGCUUCACAGCGUCACCUUCUUCUCCUUGUCCACGCUCAUUAUCUCCAUGAUAAUUGCCUUCCUUAGCACUCUUCUGGGGAAGCUCCGGACGGUGUCUGACUAUGAGCCCGAGGAGGAGAUGGAGACCGUGUUUGACAUGGAGCCAAGCAGCACCUCCUCCACACCCACCUCCCUUCAGCUAUAUGUGGCUACUGUGCUGCAGGAACCGGAGAUGAACCUGUCCCCCGCCUCCUCCCCUGCUCGGCACACCUACGGCACCAUCAGCAGACAGCCGGAGGAGGCAGAAGAGGAGAAUGGUGUGAGGGGCUUUGCAAGGGAGCUGGGCUCCACUCAGUUCCAGGACGGGCUGGAACUAGAGGGCCAAAGCCAGUACCACUGACCAGGACCGGACGCCUCCAUCUGGCGACUCCAGCGGGGUGGUGGCCAGUGGGGGGGCCCGACAAGCAGAGGGGAGGCAGGAGGGCUGCCCGGACCUCCCCACUCCCUCCCGAAGACUCUGGGAAGGCCGCAACAGAGACACCUGCACCCUGGCAGUUGGCCACGUGGAGGCCCAAACCUGCUGCCCAGCUAGAAUGGGAGGUGCUGGGCAGGGCAGAGGGACCCCAGGAAGGGAUGGAGGAUACAGGCGGUGCCAUGUCUUGGGAAAGGUCACCGAAGCCCUGGGCACAGAAACUACAGGCUAAGGGACCUUGCUGGGGUCAAAAUGGAGAAGGUGUGCACAAGGGAGGAGGCAGAAAGCAGCCCAUGGAAGACCCUCAGGGUCUUCUCCACACUGUCACCAGCUGCCCUGCUGAGCUCCACCCCCCCCCAAUCCCUCCCCUGUGGGCCUGAGGAAGCCGGGGAGUGUGUGUGCUAAGCCUCAUCAGCCACCUCCAGCCUGGGGAUCCAUAAAGAGAAGUUUCUGCAGGCACCUGGGGCGUGGGGCAGCUGAGACCACAGACCCGCAAGGAGGCGGUGGCGACCCUUCCUACUCCUCUGCCCCUCGGCAGACACCCCUAGGAGCAGCAGGGUGGAGACCCUCCUCCUUUCUACUCUUGCAAGGGCAGCUGGGACACCACCGCUUAGGACUCAUUAAACGGGACCUGUGUGCAUUUUGACAGAA